UAUGGAUGAUAAGUACAGAUAAUGCAUUUUUUUUUUUUUAAUAUUUUCAAAAUCAUCAUAAUAAUUGAUAACAUUUAUAUACUACUACUACUACUACUACUACUACUACUACUACAGACUUCACGAGCUGUCUAGAUGUUUGCUGGCCUUUUGUAAAUAGUUAAUGUAAGGUCGUGUGAGUUUCCAUGCUCUUCUGAACACCCAGUAUUUAGGUCUAACAACUAUUUUUGUUUUCUUAUUUCAGCUAUCUAGGCUCACUGAUGGAAAGGAGUGACGAGUGGGCGAUAACGUUCAGGGCAGGUGCGGUGCUACGUGGACAUCACACCAACAACUUCUGUGAGGCAACAAUGUGCAUCAUUAAGGAAGUCGUUCUUAAUAGAUGCAAGGCAUACAACGCAACGCAGCUGAUCAUUUUCAUGGCCGAAAUCUUUGACAGCUACAUGAAGAAGAGGCUGGUGGACGUUGCGCUUGGCAGACGGAGAGUGAAAUCAUUAAGCACGGCUACACUGCCUCUAGAAAUGGUUACUUUCCAAGGUAACGGAAAGUACAGAGUCCAGAGCCAGUCUACUCCAUCCCUUCAGUACGACGUAGAUCUUGUGACUGGAUUUUGUGAGUGUACUGCAGGGGAAAAUGGUUCCUUGUGUAAACAUCAAGCUGCCUGUGCAGACUACAGCAUGACGGUCCUGCCCCAAGUCUUCACUGCCACUACUGAAAACAGACGGUGGCUGGCGUCAGUGGCAGUAGGCGACGAGAAAGUUCCACCCGAAGGCUUUUUUAGAGGACUGUUGGAGCCAACAUUAGAAAAAGAAGAAACUGCCUGUGCUUCUCCUGUUCAGGAAUCCCAGGAAAGCACAGAGAUCCAGCUAAUGCCUCCUGAAGUGAACGUCGAGAAUCAAGAUGAAAAUCCGCACCAGUCUCCAGAUGUUGGCGAGUUUGUAGCUACAUUCCAAAAUGUGGUCGAAAAAUAUGCCAACAGUGACACUGCGGCAGCCCUCAGUACUGCUGUGAGACGGUUAAAGACUGUGAAAAGUGGGAAUCAGCUGAACAGCAUACUGCAGACCUUUGGAAGUGGCCUUUGCAAUAAGGGAGCUGGCAGAGGAAAAAUUCGAUGCCAGCCAACAUCUAUCGCAAGAAGAGGGCCAGGAAAACCCAGAGGUGCAGCCCCUCUUGGUAAGGGACGACGACCGAGCCACUUACCAAACCCAAAACCAAAACGACCGCGAAAUUUGUCCCAAAAUAUUGCGCAGAACGUGGCUAAUGCUAAGUCACACGGGAGUGGCCACUAGGAUAGGGAGUAUUGUACAUGCAUUGAAAUAAAAUUUUUGAGCGUCGGUUACAGAUUUCUGUGGUAUUUGUAAAUAUAAAGAAGGUUUGCCCGUUUUUCUAAGCUUAAGAUGAAAUUGACCGCAUGAGGAAAACUGAUGAACAUUUAGAGGAGAGAGUAGAGUGUUAUUUAUUGUUAAUACAUUUUACAUAACUAAUCAUAUAUACAAUAAAGAGAGAAAGAAUAAAAGUAGUGUAUGAAUAAAUCCUGAAAUAAUAAAACUUAAGCUGAGAGAGAAAUUCUAUAUAGUCAGACUAAGAAUUGCAUAUAUAAUGUGAAAGCUUAUGUUUAUUUAAGCUGAGCAUAGAAUCUCACAGUUUUCUUAGUUAUCCAUAAAAGCAUCGUUUUCUGCGUCUUGGGGCCAUUAUGGAUACUGAGUAUGAUGACAUGACUCUACGGCCUUUUUCAACCACUUUUAACCCAAUGGUGCCGAACAAUAAUACAGUUCGGGUUUAUGCGCCCC
This is a messenger RNA of Eriocheir sinensis (Chinese mitten crab), 1787 nucleotides long. RefSeq lists its product as uncharacterized. The transcript is spliced from 2 exons. Gene Ontology annotation, molecular function: zinc ion binding. Bases 261 to 1286 code for a protein of 341 amino acids. The record is from RefSeq and is a predicted model, not a curated record. Lineage: Eukaryota; Metazoa; Arthropoda; Malacostraca; Decapoda; Varunidae.